AUGGUUGCUCGACCCCACCGGAAGUUCAACCGAGCCCUUUGCAGCCUUUACCGCCUGCAGCGAACAGAGAAGGCUUUGAGGAGACAGCCCGUCGCGGUCUUUGGGCCCUACGGUCGAUCACUCGACCUUUCACGCUAUGGAACCAUCAUCUUUGCUUUGGAAGACAUUGGUCUUUUCCGGGCACUCCCCUACAUUGAGGCGCUUGUUCGCGCAAGUUGCCAAAGAAAAGCCAUGGUGCGUCGGGUUGAAGUUCUUUGGAAACGCGAAAGGCCUUUCAAUAAUCCUGAAUGGUACAAGCAGUGGAGACAGAGGAUAUUCGAUACCGACUGGGAUCAUUUUGAUUGCGCAGUGGACUUUGAAAUAGAAAUGAGGCGAUAUGUUGACCAACAGCGGGGAAAGAUGGCAGUUAUAGUCUGCGCAGGCCCAGAUACUAAUGUGGCUGUUCGAAAUGCAGUCGAAGUGCACUUUCAGAGUUCGGCCCAGGUUUUUGGUCUAGACAUGGGUCCGAACCAUAGCUGGUCCGAGGAAGGACAUGCUGGAAAGGAUGGAUCGUCGGGUCGUCAUCUGAAAGAAUCUGCUUAA
Molecule: messenger RNA, 582 nt
Organism: Penicillium diatomitis
Lineage: Eukaryota; Fungi; Ascomycota; Eurotiomycetes; Eurotiales; Aspergillaceae
Exons: 4
Coding region: 1-582 (193 amino acids)
Source: RefSeq, a predicted model, not a curated record